CGGAGACAGUGUCAGUCCAUGGUCGACUCUCGUCGAGAUAGCUUCUGUAAUUUAGAAACGGCACACAAUGUUUGAAGCCGAGAAUGGUCCGAUCCUCGGCAAUAAUUUGACAGCUGUCGAUGCUAUCUCGACGAAAUUAGCAGAGGUUACGCAUCUCGCAGAAAAAUUGGAUGCGAGACUGUGCGAAGCUGGAGCUAGAACUCGACCGAUGUCUAUUCCUACGAAUGUUGCGACGUCCUCUGCUUCGUCUUUGCUCUCGAUAUCUGGCUUGUCGCCGUCAAGCGCGACCAUACGUACAGCUUCUAAUACAGCUGCAUCAUUGAAUAUGACAGCUACAGCUGUACCUGUAAUUUCUCAAAUGCAUCCAAUAAAUUCGGGAACUGUAGCUACAAGAGUUAAGUCUGAUGUCAUUAAAUCCAUUAUUCCUUCGACGGAAAAAUUCGAUGAGAAUUUACAUCAUACUCAUUCGCAUUCCACAGAGAACGUUGAUUCAUGGAAUAGAAAUUUUAAUAUUAAGGAACUUACUGAAAAUUCUCAUAGCGAAAGUGCAACAGGAGAAUAUAAUGUAGAGGGUUAUACAACAGCAACUGAAUGUUCAACAUCUCCACCUCCGCGUUCGAGAAGCGAAUCUUUCGUAACAUCACCGGAAUGCGAAGAUCUUUCCAUCACACCUACGACGACAUAUUCUGAUUUUAUUAUUGGGUGGACGGAGAAGCCAAAAUUAACAACUACGAUUGCUUCCCUUAUUUCUACUCCAAAUAAUGAAAACCAGAAAAAUGCUAAAGUGAUAUCAAAUAUUUCCAAUAUCAGCGAAAUAAAACCAACGUCACGAAUAGAAACAAUCGAUAAAAUUACUAAUGAAAAGUCAAACAGAAUUGUGAAAGAAGUUACUGAGACAACCGUUUUACGAGUAUCGCACGAGGUUCGAUUAGACGUAGCCUCAUAUAAAGUGAUAUCAAAUACCAUACAAGAUCAUCAAUACAAUAUCGACGUGAAAGCUAUUCAAAAUGCAGAACGUACAUUAAAAGAAGGAUCAAGCGAAAAAACAGAUGACAUUCACCAAUCUGAUUUAUCGCCAUUUAAAAAAUCUAAAAAUUCUAUUGACAAAAAGAUCCAAUCGAAUCAAAAUGCUGAAACAAAUCUCACAAAAACCCAAGAACAUAUGUUGAACAAAAGCACAUGCAUUAAUCUGAAAGAGUACGAAGGUGCACCAUUGUCUUCGCAAGCUCUUUUACAACUUCAUGAAAAUAGUGGAAUUAAAAUAUCAUCGAUGAAAAAGGAUAAUAAUUUAGAAAGUGAAAAUUUUCUUGAAAAAGCGAGAAAGAGCGGCGAAUGGUUAAAGCUGAAAAUACUCGAAUUCCAACCAGGACUAACAAAACUUGGUGCUUCUGUAAAAGAAGCCACAGAAUUCUUGAACGCACAUGAUCAGAUAUUACUUCGAUUACAGAAUAAACAAAGCCCGGUGGAAGAAUUAUUGCGACAAGCUGAUCAAUUAAUCGCAACCCAAAAACCAAGAGCAGAAGUAUAUACUGCUAUGGCGGAGACAUUAGGUCAGGCAUGGCACGAUGUAAAUCAACUUUUAGAUCGUCGUAAGGAGAUACUCGACCGAAAUGUAUCAUUUCAAUGUCGCGCGGCAGAAUGUAGAGAAAAUAUGGAGGCAUUGGAAAUGGCGUGUAAUGACACGUUACUACCGAUCGAGAAAGAAGCAGUAAAAAAUUUUCUGUCAAAGAUUCAAGAUCUUCGUAAAGAUAUGUUGGAAGCAUUGAUGGGUGCAUUACGGGAGGGUAAGACAUUGCUAGAUGGACUCAAGGAAUUAGUAAGCGAAGGCACUUUAGAUUCUAGACCAGAUACAAUUAAAGAUGAAGCUAAUCAUGCUGUGUUACGAGUUGAAAAAUGGCUGGAAGAACUUCAUGAUAGAAGGCGGCUGAUUGAAACAUCUUUUCGUAGCAGAAAAACUCAGUUGGAACAAUGUCUUGCUCUCGCAUUGCUCGCGACUGAUCUUCGUGAUCUUGAAGAAAUUCUCAAUGAUAGAAUUGUCGGACUAGAGAGUAAUUGCGAUCAGUUGGGAAAUUCUGCAUCUAAUGCAGAACUACUUCUUUUUGAAUUAACAAAGUUGCAAGUGGAAGCAAAGGAUUUUCAAGAUAAGGCCAUUAAAAUAACUAAAUCGACCGAACGAUUAGUGUCAUCAGGACACUUUGCAGGCGAACAAGCGACCAAACAGGCGUAUGCGAUUCUUAGCACCGCCGCCGAUUAUAUCAACGAUUUAGAUCAAUACAAUAUAUUGCUGAAUAGGACAAUAGCUUUUUUCAAUCUUGCACAAUCGGCUUUUACAAAACUGGACCAGCUGGAAGUUCAAUUAAUGACAACAGAGUAUCCUUCUUAUUCUGCACAACUCGCACAUUUUCACGAGCAGACAGUGGCUACGAUAGAAGACAUAACCUUGAAACCAUUGUCAGAAGGAUAUGCGCUUCUAGAUAUCACAAAACAAGCAUCUGGUGCUGAGGGUAUAAGAAAUACUGUAGAAAAAUUGGAGAAUCGCAAACUUUGUUUGAUGGAACGGUGUACGGCUCAUAAAGAAGAAAAUUUGGAAGUCUCAAGAAUACUUGCUAUAUUUUUAGAUAAGCAUGAUGCAUUACGAUCUUGGUUAACUAAUACAGUCAAUACCUUUCUUCAAAUGCAUCAAGAUAUGGGCAAUAAUCUGGUGAUGGCAUGCGAUUUUCGUCGAAUUCACUGUCAAUUACUAACUGAAUUGGAACAUAAAAGUGAAGAAGUAGAUCAUUUAGAAUUGGAAAUUCUUCCAAUUAUAGAACGUCUGGACGAAAUACAGAAAUACGAAUUACGAUUAAAAAUAAAAAGUCUUGAAGACGAAUGGACAAAAACAAAGAUUGCAUUGAUGAAAAGAAUUGAAUUGGGUACUAUUUAUAUGCAAUUUCAUGAGAUUGUAGAAGAAUUGGAUCAUGAAAUAGAUUCUAUCGAUAAUGAAUUAAAAAAAUAUGGAGAUAUAUUAGAUGAAGCUAAAUUUAAUGAACUAGAAAGAAGAUGGAAAUCUUCGGAGCCUUUUUAUAAGAAACUUCAAAAUCAUGCAAAUAUAUUUCUCAAUGAAACAAAUAACACUGAUGACUCUUAUCUUGACGUAUCACGAGCUUGUCUAUGUGUGCGGAGUCUUUUAGAGAAGUUUGCCAAUCGGCAAUUAAUUAUAACGAAGUUGUGGGAAAAAUGCCUGACUACUGUCCAAAUAACAAAACAAAAACAAAUGGAAUAUAAACAAAAAAUAGAAGAAAGUACAAAGACAUUAGAAUGGAUUACAAAAUUUGAGACAACACUAUAUCCAAUGAUAACAAUAUCAUCUUCUAGAAUAGGCGAUAUUUUAAAUCAUUUAGAAGAUUUAAAGGAAAGAAUUCCAUCUCAAUUAAACAAAGCUCUCCAUGAAUUGGAUGUUCGAAUAAAAAACAUUCAAGAAUUUGUCAAAAAAGAUGAAAAUAAAGCAGCUGGGCAGAUUUCGCAGAGCCUUAUGGAAAUGCAUGAAAAAAUAAACAUUAUUGUCAAAGGUUAUGAGAUAUUAUUAGAAUCUUUAAUUUCUAUUUUUAAGAAUCUCGAGGAGAUUGAGUGUAAAAUUGAUGAAGCAAAGCAAGAAGUUGAACAUGCGUCAGAAUUGAUUAAUGUAGAUAGUUUGUUAAACAAAUUUGACAUAUUGAAAACACAUAUUACGGAAUCUUUACAAUAUGUACGCACAAAAUCAGAUGAAAUAAUGAACAAUAUUAUAUUACAAGAACCGUUGAAAUUAGCAACACAAGAUAUUGACAAACUAAAGCAUACGAUAGAUUCCGUGAAUGUCAAAUUCGAAUCGUUCCAAAUCGAAACAACAAGCCAUUUCGAAAAGCAUCAACGACUCUGCGUUUUUAAAGAAGAUCUUGAAAAGAUUAAUUCGGAUCUACAUGAAUUAAACAAACAGCUGAAAAACAUGGAUGAAAGAAUCGGUGACAACUUAUUAAUAUCAAAAGCAACAUUGGCAGCUUUUGAACAGUUUGAGCAAACGAUGACGACUUUAGAAGAAAGAAUUGAGACUUUUGUAAAGAAAACAGAAGAAAUAAUUGUUCCAUUAACUCCACAAGUGACGGAUGAAAUUUUAUUUCUACAAAACAGAUGGGAUCAUUUGAAGAAAUGUGUUAAAGAUACUAAAAAGAGAAUGAAUUUAAGCAUUGAUUAUUUUAUGCUCUUGGAAGAAGCCAAACAGUGGUUUAGAGAAGGUAGUAAACUUUUGAUGAUUGUUGCACGUAAGGCAACGAUAGUCAAAGUGCCUGAAGAAGCUAUCAAUUUAUUGCGAGAAAUUGAUGCUUAUAUAAAACUUGGUGAAGAACAACAAGAAAGGAGAAUUGAGAAGCUGAAACAAUUAUCGACAAUAGUUUUUGGUACAGACAGACUUCCGCAAUUCAACGAGGUGGUAGUAGAGAAUCGACAGAUGCUAGAUUCCUUUGCAGUUAUUUCUUCCGAGUUACGUACUCUAAGUCAAAAUUUACAGAAUGCUGUAGAUCUUCGGGAGAAAAUGCGAAUCGAACAACUUGAAGCUGAUAAGAAGCUACAAGCUGUUAAAAUAGAAAUAGCCGCAGUGGAAGCUGCAAAAAUGGAAGCGGAAAAUGCGAAGAAACUUGCAGAACAACUUGCUUCUGAGACCUUAGACAAAGCUGCAAUAGAGGCGAAGAAAUUAAAAGAUGAAGAAGCACGAAAAUUUGUUCCUCCCGUCUCUCACUCUGUGUCUGCCAAAACUGAUGAGACCAUAGUUGAAGAAACUAUUACUUCCGCUGUGGAAACUAAAGAAAUUCAUAUUCUUCAGAAGAUGGAAGUCGAGAAAAGUGUUCCUGUUAUUCGAAAAGAAACUAGUCCUCCAAGAAAACUUACAUCUAAGGAGAUACAUCAAGACAAAUCAUACGAAUGCGCUGAAAAAACACAAACAGAUAAAAUAGAUUUAUUAGCACCAGAAUUCACAGUUGCUUUGAAUGACGCGACAGUUCAAGAAGGCAAAGAAUUCAGUUUUGAAUGCCACUUAAUUGGUCAACCGACACCAGAAGUAGUGUGGUACAAAGAUGGAAUAUCGAUUUUGAAUAAUCCAGACUAUUUAACAACUUAUAUGAAUGGUGAUUGUACUUUAAAAAUAGAAGAAACGUUCGCUGAGGAUUCUGCCAAAUAUACUUGCCGUGCCUUUAAUAUUCAUGGUUCUGUUGAAACAUCAGCCAUUUUAACUGUCAAAGAGAUUAUCACGGAAGAACAGCCAAGUGCUCCUGUUUUUGUGAAAGAAUUGCAAUCUUCCUUUGCGAAAGAAAGAUGUUCUCAUAAAUUAGAAUGCACUGUUAAAGGAAAUCCUUUACCAACGGUACAAUGGUACAAAAAUGAUGUUAACAUUGAUAAUUCUCCAGAUUACAUUAUUACUUUUAAUAACGGAGAAGCGAUUCUAAAAUUUAAUGAAGUUUCCUUGGAAGACAAAGGUUCAUACACCUGUAAAGCAACAAAUCAAUGGGGACAAUUGUCUACUAGUGGUUUUCUAAGCGUGAAACCUGCACAAAUUUCUGCAAAAGAACCAUAUUUUGUAAUACCGUUAUCAAAUGUUAUGGUUAGAGUAGGGCAAAGAGUGAAACUAGAAUGCGAAGCCAACGGAGAUCCGAUUCCUGAAUUAAUCUGGACUCAUGAUGGAAAGUUGAUUGAAGAAAGCAAAUAUCAUAAAAUUCAAACAGACGGUGGUCGAACAAGUUUGACUAUUACGGAAGCUUUUCCAAAGAAUGCUGGUUCUUACAUGGUAACUGCCAAUAAUAAAACGGGGAAAGCUACUGUGUCUUGUAUCGUUUCUGUGAAAGGACGUUUGCUUCAUGAAACCAGUGAAUCCGAUUUUGUUUGUAGCGACACGGAAUCCAUAGUACCAAAAUUUCAAUUACCCUUGCAGGAUCUUAAAAUUCAAGAAGGACGAUCAGCUAGGCUAGAUUGUGUGAUUGUAGGUCAACCUGAACCGGAGGUAAUUUGGUAUCAUAAUGAACAGCCUGUAAAAGAAUCAUCAGACUUCCAAUUACUCUUCCAAGGUGAUCGAUGUUCAUUAGUUAUUCAUGAAGCUUUCUUGGAUGAUGCUGGUGUAUAUAAAGUAGUUGCUAUUAAUUCUAGUGGCGAAGCUUCUAGUCAAUGUACAUUAACAGUUACGCCGGCAUCUCACAUUUCAAAGGAAAAAGAAAAAACUCUUGCUAAUGGUAUCGCGCCGAAAUUCAUUAAAUUUCCGACGGAUUUGCUAGUAGCUGAAGGAGAAGAUGCAAUUUUUGAAUGUGUCGUAAUUGGAGAACCUAAACCUGAUUUAAGAUGGUAUUUUGACAGCAACGAAAUAGUUCACAACGGAAGGAUUUUAAUUGGGGAAAAAACAGAUGAAACAAGUUUUUUAAAAAUUUCAUCAACAAUACCAAAAGAUAAAGGCAAUUACAUGGCCAAAGCCAUAAAUGUACAUGGUGAGGCAAAAGUUUUUACGAGAUUGGUUGUGAAAUCACUUGGUGAUUUUAAAAGGAACGAAGAAUUUAUUCAGAUGGAAGAAAAAUUAAUUCCACCAACGUUCAAAGAAACAUUUCAAGACAGAAAAAUACUCAAAGGAGUUUCAACAAAAUUUGAAUGCAUCGUCACUGGUAAACCUUUUCCUAAGAUUCAGUGGUUGUUUAAUGACCAGUCAGUUCAUGGAAAAAAUUUUUUAAUUUCCGUUAGUGGGGAUAGACAAGUUUUGACGAUUCCUGCAGUUGAAGAUGCACAUGUUGGUACUAUUUCUUGUGUAGCGGAAAACGUGGCUGGUAAAACGAUUUGUAGCGCUAAAGUAGAAAUUGAGCGUGGAUCAGCGGACCCAGCUGCAAGUGAAAUAAAAAAAAUACUCGAAUUAGUUCCACAUUUUCCUACAAGCAUUAUGCAUCCCGCAAGUAGUGGUGACAAACAUUUUUCAAGCGAGAAAACAUAUCACAAAGAUGGUAGCGAAAGUCAGGUGUUGACCAAAAUGUCGUCGACUGUCACACAUUCUUCAACAAUGUCUACGAAAAAGGAAUUCUUAUCUUCUACUAUGACUUCCACUUUAUCGCAAUCUGGACACAAACCUGCCAGUAUUUGCACGAAAACAACUGUGCAAAGUUCCAAACAAUCCACUUCAGAAAAUGGAGCACCACCUGUCGUACAGUCUCACAAGAUUGAAGAAUAUGAAAAAAUCAUACAAGACCAGCCUAACGAAAUAAAACAAGAAAAAACUGUUCUCGUAACUGAAGAAACAGGAGACGUAAAACACGAUGUUAAGACAAGUCAAGUUCAAAAACCAUCUAGGAAAUUGGUUGAACCAAGAUUUAUUUCACCAAUUACAGGAAUGAUUGUCGAUCAAGGAGCUAAUGUAAUUCUUGAAGGUAUCAUUGAUGGUUUUCCACAACCGAAGAUUUUAUGGUCAAAAAAUGGUCAAGAGUUGACAUUGAAAGAUAAUAUAAAAAUUAGUUAUGCGCAUAAUCACGUAAAAUUGGAACUGAAAAAUGUUAAUGCAAACGAUGCUGGACGUUAUACUUGCACGGCGAGCAAUGAUAUUGGAAGUGCUAGUAGCACGUCUGACUUGGUUGUUAAAAAAACAAUAUUUCCCCCGGUCUUCGGUAAGCGUCUUAAAGCUCAAGUAGUGAAAAAAGGAGAUCGGAUUAUUAUGGAGGUAGAAAUUACUGGUAUUCCUGAGCCUACAGUCAGUUGGUAUAAAAACGAUGUACUGAUCAAUAAACAACCACAAUUGAGAAUUAUUCAACAAGGAAAUUGUUAUACGUUGCUCAUUGACAAAGCUGAAGAGAAAGAUGCUGGUAAAUACAUGGUACGAGCGAUAAAUGCCGGUGGCGAAGCGCAGAGUAUCGCUGAUAUUGCGAUUUUUGAACCAAAGCCUGAUAUGUUCGAAAUACAUAAGACUGUUAUUUACGAAAACGUUCAAGAUAAAAAUGUCGUCCAGUCGGAGGGGAAGAAAGAAGAUAUAUCAUCAAGUAUUUUAAAGAGUGAACAAAUACCAGCGGCAGCAACCGAGUUAAUCGGAUUACUUAAACCUGUUAUGACAUCAACUGCAAUUGACGGUAUGCAAAAGAAAGACAGAUCGGAAAUAAAGGCUAGUAAAUCAGAAACAAUUUCAUCUUUAAUUGAAUCCCAUGAAUCCGAAACGAAGUCAGAACAGAAAUAUCAUAUAAAAUUGGAACAUAAAACGCCAUCCAUUGUGGAAUCCAAACUUCAAACCGAGCAAACGAUGGUAACAAAGAUGGUCGAUAGUGAUAGAACAGAUAUUACGAAACCAAUAGAAAUAGAGAAAACAUCAGUGAUUAACAAUGAAAACAUAGAGACUUCUACAAUUGCAAAGAAAGAUGCAUUGAGCUUUUUCGAAUCUAUUACCAAGGAACGUGAAAUAAUGCCAAAAGAGUCAAAGGAAAUGAUUAAACUAACAGAAGAUGGACAAGUUCAAGAAAAAAAAGUUGAAAAAUUAACAAAGGAUUACGAGCGAGCAAGUACAUACCAAGAAGCAAAGAAAUUGGAAGUAAGACCGUCUGAGUUUCAAACAACAAAAAAGGCCGCCCAGAGUGUUUUUACGAAAUUAGAACAAGGAUUAUCAUCUCGGGGAGUAGAAAAUAAACUAUUUGAAUUUCCAUAUGAGAGUUCUAAACUACAACCAAAACUAAAAGAAACUGUAGAAGAAAAAAUAGCUUCUGAUUUGCAACUACAAAUUCAGACCAAAAGUUCUGAAUCAACUAUAAAAAGUUUAGAUCUUGUGCCGGAACCACCUCCCGAGAUAUGCUAUAUGCCAAAACCAGAAGAAAAAAUAAAACGGCUUGAUGUAUUCAUCAAAGCAAAACAGCUUCAGGAAUCUUUUGAUAAAACUCUAUCUCCAAUAGAUGCUCCAGUUGGAGGGGUGAAGAUCUUUCCUAUGUUUACUCCAACAGUAGCAGAAUCCACCAAAGCAGCGGAACCUGUUUUUGAUUUAACAUUACCGCCAUUUGUAUACGAAAAAAACGAAAUAUGCGCGAAGACAUUCGAAGAGACAAGUGUAAAGAAAGAUGCAUAUGAGAAAAACAAAAAUGAAUAUUUUAAAGAAGUGAAAAUGGAACCAUCAGAAUACACUUCAACAUCUGUUUUGAGAAGUAUGUCUCCUAUUAGACCGUGGUCAUCAUCAUCAGAUGUGGAAACCAAAUCUCAUGUAUCUAUAGACUUUUCAGAAGACAAAUGUCAUUCGGCUGCUUCUGAUCAUCAAAAGAUUUUGAAAUCUACAUCACCAAAACCAUCUGCGGAUACUUUAGCAAUAGAAAAAUCAUGGGCAAAAAAAUAUGCAGAUUCAAAUAGAAAAUCGUGGCCACCGCAAAUCAAAUCUAAUCAGAAAUAUGAAUGGAAUGUUCCUUCUGAUGAAUAUAAAAGCUUUUCAAGAGAAUAUCAGGAAAAAAUUGAGGAAACGCCGCAAGGCGAAACAAAGAGAAUUAGUACGGAAUCGUCCGCCAAAGUGGAAAAACACUCAUACAGUAGCAAAGAAAAAUUCACUGAAAAGACAGUGGAAGCAUCUCCUACAUCAAAAUUAGGUUCAAUAAUCUAUAACGCCGAGACGAUUAAAGUUGAUCAUACUGUAAAUACUGUGCAAGAGAAGGCUUUGUUCAAGAAAUACACUACUGAAUGCAAUAUAGAGAAAGCUGAAACGACACAGAAAUUUAAAGAUUUUAAUUCGAAAUGUUGGACAGAAGAUAAAGAAUUAAAAACACCUAGUUUGAUAAAAAAGAUUGAGCCAACUAAAUCGCUUGCAACACCAGACUAUCUUAUGGAAAAAAGAGUUAACUCAGUUGUUAUUAAGCCAGGAUCCCCUCCAGAAAUUGGAUAUAUUUCACCACCUGUUGUAAAAGAGGAAACUGUACUGGAACAUACUACAAAGAAAAAAAAAAUAGAACCACCCGUUCUUCAACCAAGAAACGUACAUAUUAUACCGCCGCCUGUUCCAGCUAAAAAACCUAUUAAAUUUUCGGUACCAGUUCCAUCAAAGUUCAUUAAAAGUUCUUUUACUCAUGAAAGUGAUUAUGAGUCUGAUUUUGAUAGCCGACCGAGAGCAAAAUGGAGACCUUAUGAAAGUGAUAGCGAAGAACCGUAUUUUCGACGAGUCAAAGCACCUAUUUCAAAGCACCCGCGACCAAGAUCCACUGAACCCGAACCACUUCCGCCUUCAAAAUUCGAAACUCCUGCACAAUUUACAGGACCAUCUAAAUCACUAGUUACUAUAGAAUCUUCUGAAAAAACGGCAAAAAGAAUAACAUUUAAACGGCAUGAAAAAGAAUUUAAACAACAGCAAAGUCCUAUUUCUUUGAAACCCGGUUCGCCACCAAUUUAUGUACAAUCAAGUACGAAAGGUUCUACAAAAUCUCUUUCUGUAAAAAAACCGGAAUCUCCAAAGUUUAAAGCAAAAGUUUUUCAACAAGAAAGCGGUUAUAUGGCAGAUACUGAUGAGCCAUUCCAGCAGAAGGUUUCAUCUAUGACACAAAAAUCUUUUGGAAAAUGCGAUGCUUUGUCAACAAUUCAAACAGAAAGCCAUACUACGUGCAGUGAGAAUAAAAUGAAGUCCUUCGAAAGUCAUAGUUAUGAAAGUGAUUAUUUGCGAAAAGAAGAGUCUUCCCCAAUCUCGCCACGUAUUUGUGCACAAGCGACUCCUAAAGCCGUUCAACAGCAAUUCGAGAAGAACAUAAAGGAGUAUUCCAUGAAUCAAUUAUAUAGAAAAUUGGAAUCAGUAGAAAAAAUUCCGUCAACUUCUCCGGAUCCUUCGAAAAUAGUGAAGGCUGAUUUCCGCGAGAGCGACUACGAGAGUGACUAUGAUAUUAAACCAUCAUUAUGUCAUAGUAUUAGCGCUACGAAAUUUAGUAGCACUGAUUCAGGAAAACCGAUGGAGCCAAGCUCGCCUCAUAAGCAACAUACAAUAACACCAACAAAACCAAAAACUGUUCUCUUACCUGGUUCUCCGCCAGAAAUCGCUUAUGCACCACCUCAAUCGCCACAACAAUUUUACAAAGCACAUACAAGCAUGCCAUUUACCAACGCAAUGGGCACAGAGAUGAAAAAAACAGUGAAAAUGGACGAAUCAACGGAAAAUGCAAGAAGGAUUGUUACUGUUAAACAAACAAGCCGCGUUAUUAAGUUUGGUGACAUCAAUGCUACAUCUGCCCAGAAACAGCAAAGGACUAAUUGCUAUGUGCCUAAACCAAAAAAAUUUGUGCAAGGACAAUUUCGGGAAUCAGAUUAUGAAAGCGAUUCAAGUAGAAUUCGAUCAAAAUGGGCUCCAGCAGAUAGUGACACAGAAGAACCAUAUUACCGAAGAGUUCAACCACCUAAAGAAAGAAGUCCAAGAUCUUUAAGUGCACCGGUUAGAUCGACACACAUUGCAUCCCCAAUGGAGUUUGACACCGGUCCUCCGACAAUGUCGCAAAUUUGCAGAGAAGAUACAAAUAAAAAGAUGCAAAAAUAUCAGCAGCAUACAACUUCUGAAAAGAUCGAUAACACUUUACAGCCUGGUACACCGCCUGAAUACGGAUUCAUCUCAAGAAGCAAUGUUAAAAAAGCAGCAAGUCUGCUUGACGGAUGAACAAUUUUACUGGGAAUGAACAACACUUUACAUGUAACAAAGAUAAGUUAUAAGUUUUUUCUCUCUCGUCACAUAAUACGCAUCGAAUUUACUCACGCACUUGAUCGAGUAAUAUAUAAAUCUAUCGAUUCAUUACAUAUUCAUCACUACUGAGUAAAUCAUUCCGCGGCUUAUUUUUAAGAAAAAAUUUAAUUAAAUUACAGUAAUUACAUAUAAUGCAAUUACUGUAAUCAAUCAGAAAAUUGUUGUCAUUUACAAAAUAUAUCACGUAUCAAUAUUGUUACAAAGAACUCCGCAGUUUUUGUGAGGAAAAAUGGGUUUUAUAGGAAUUGGCUCAAAUUUUGGUAAAAGAUAGCUAAAGGCACGCUGAUUAAAAGUUGUAAUUGUCAAGUCAAUCAUAUGAGCCGUUUUCGACGCACCGGUGCAUAGUGGGAAAAAAGGCUCAUUUUUUGGACAAAAAUCUACCGACAGUGCAAUUUUCAACCAAUUUUAAAAUUGUUUGGCUUGUUUUACCCGUUAAAGUUUGCUCUUUGACGUAGUGCUGCGGCAUUAUCAAUAUAAAGUUGAAAUAGAAAAUGGCGGAUAAAAAUAGAGCGUCGAAAGCGUUAAAAUGUUAUCAUUGCAAUGACAUAUUCCUGAGUCAAUUCUGAGACGAUUUUUUUACAAAAAUUUUAUCUAAAGUUCAUUUUUUAAAUCAUUAAAUAAAAUAGUUACCAAAUGUAUACACACACACAAUAUAUGUGUAUAUAUGCACGCGCGUGAGGCUUGCAUGCGUGUACGUAAUAUAUCAAUAUACUAAAAAAAUACUAGAAGAUUCCGUAUGAUAUCAUAAAUAUAUAUUACAGGAUAUUCUCAGUACAUUCGUAGAAGCAAUUUAGAGCUCUGAUAGAAACUUGUUUAGCAUAUCCUCAGUAUAUCAUAGUACGUAUAUCAAAUGUUCCAAGAAGAUUAGUCAUAUACGGUUAUGAUAUUCUUAAAACAUUCUCAGAAUAUACUUGUUCCGUUAGGGUCAGGAUAUGUUUCUUUAUGUAUUUUGACUCGUUGAAUUCGAAUUCGAGAUUAGAAUUAGUCGUUCAUGUCUUAGGUUGCCCCUAAUCUUAAAUAACGGCUCAAAAUACUAAGAAUAUGGUAGUUUUGUAUACAUGUGUCUUUAGACUGCAUAAUAGAAACGUUUCAUGAUAUGUUUCUUUAUGUAUUUUAACACGCUAAAUUCGAGUUCGUGGUCAGAAUUAAUCAAAUUUAAGUUUAAUCAAUCUUAUAAACAGCUUAAACUCUCAUAAAAUGAGAAAUGGGAUCUUCUGGGGGGGGGGGGGAUCUUAAAAAAUCAAAAAUUCUUGUAAAACGUACUUUGUUUUCGAAAUUGCAAAUAUUACAAAAUCGAGACGACAAGUUACACUUCUAGUCUCGAAAAUUGUUAUUUCUGUAUGAUAAAUCUAACUGGAAUAAAUGUCAAAAAGAAGUGAAGUUUCUCAUAUGCCAAUAUUUCAAGCUUAACGAAAUCAAGUUUCAUGAGAUUUCCAUCCCAUUUCCCAUGGAAUUUUGAGCCGUUUCUAUGGUUAAUUAAACUUAAAUUUGAUAAACUAAUUUUGACCACAAACUCAAACUCAGCGUGUCAAAAUACGUAAAGAAACAUAUCCUGAAUCAUUUCUGUUAUGUAAGGUAAAAGUACCCAGUUAGUCAGGCCUGUUAAAAUCAAAUUUCGUAAAAGCUUUAUAGCAAAAAUUGAUUCAAUUUUGAGAGUGGUCUUCACUUGGACACUGUACAAUUAGACACAAUGCAGAUGGACACGUUGCAAAUGGACACAAAAUAAUGUAUACAGUUCAGAUAGACACGGUUUAUUUGAACCGUGCCAUGUAAAAAAUGCGUAAAUUUCAAAUGUCUGUAUAUGUAUUUUUACGAGCAUCUUGUUUUGCGUGAAAAGUCGCAAACCCGCGUGGUGCAGAGAAUGCUUUACACGCACGCGCGCCUCCACUCCCCCGCCCACGCGUUUUCAGGUGCAGAAAACACGUACAGAAAACACGUGGAUAAAGGAGAAGCUUUGCACCUUUCGGUAUUAAUAAAAUUAACUAAUAAUACUCGAAUUGUGGUAGAUGAGUUUUAUGAAGUUUUGAACAUUUAACGUCGUGUUUUUCAAAAAACUAUUAUCUUUAUGACCAAAAUCAAUAGAAUAUAAAAUAUGUAUUUCGAUGAUCUACAACUUUUAUCUGAAGUAUUUUGUGAAAUUUCUAUUAUUUACGGAAAUAAAUGGAAAAACCGUGAUUUUUAUGGUAGCCAUUGAAAAUCAAAUUUGCGCCAAUAUUCACUAUCAUAUUCGUAAUCAGCGUGCCAAAAUACAUAAGAAUACAUAGUUUAAAAAAAAUCGGGGCUUCGACCUAUACGGGGAAGUUUAUCCGUACAAAAAGUCCAAAAAGCCAAAAAGUUGUUGGCAAUAAGAUACUUUAAUAUAACAUAAAUUGCACUUUUUAUUUUAUCUUAUUGUUAAUAAUAAAAAUAAAGAAAAAAAAUGUUGCUGGAGGUCGAAACACAGUUUUGGCGUGAGGGAGCCAACCUAGCUCUAUAACUUACAUUGCGCAUAGCGCCCUCUAAAGGCGCCAUUCAAGCGAAAUAUUGCACGCAUAAAUUCUACUUGACAAGAUCUUUCGAAUGAUAUAUAACACAUAUCCAUUCGCGAUUAUCUCUUGGUGCACUUCUCUUGUCAGAUUUAGAUUCAACCGUUAAAAUCCACAGAAAUAUCUAUGUCUGGUAUACAGGUCAAAUCACUUCUUUUUAUUUUGGUGUAGCUGUUAUUAAUUUACUUAAUUUACUCAAAAUUACAUAAAAAUAAAGCUUUUUUUUAAUGCGGAGGAUUUCGCCCUCGCAGACCCCUCUUAAAUUUUUCACUUUCCGCCCUAAACCACUUCCCGCCUCCGUUAUUUUCUAUGCACUUGUAAUAAAAA
Molecule: messenger RNA, 14541 nt
Organism: Monomorium pharaonis (pharaoh ant)
Lineage: Eukaryota; Metazoa; Arthropoda; Insecta; Hymenoptera; Formicidae
Product: muscle M-line assembly protein unc-89
Exons: 36
Coding region: 68-11605 (3845 amino acids)
Source: RefSeq, a predicted model, not a curated record